AUGCUAAAUUUUUACACUGAAAACAAAAACAAAGUACAAGGCGCUGUAUUUUGGGGAAAUGAUUGGCGUAAAGCUCUAUGCAAGUGCAUCCAAUGUUUGGCUCUCUACAAAUCCGAAAAAGUGGAAUAUUUGCCUGACAUAGAAGAUUCGGCGAAGUCUUACGAAGAGCGAGGCAAGAAACGUGGUGCAACUGAAUCCACAUACGAACAAGGAAUACGGGCGCUGGCUUCAAUUGGCCGAGUUCAGCAAAUAGACGCUAUAACUGAAUACAACCGCAUGAAAGAAAGAUUAAUGGAGUAUUUACAAACAUUCGCAGUUUCCAAAAAAGUUGUCACCGAAGCGGAUAUCAACCGUUUCUUCGAGGAAAUGCGCAAUGAAAAGAACGCUGGUGUCGGACAACCAUACCUUUGCCGCUAAUUCUAAUGCACUCCUACAACAUAAUACAAAUCAUAAUUUCAAAAUGUGUACAACAGCUAUUGGUUCCAGAUGUAAACAUAACUUCAUAGCUUGUUCCACGUAGAAACCAGAUAAGAGUAACAUUCAUUCAUUUGUAUGCUUAUUAAAGCCAUGAAAUCAUUUAAAUAUUUACAAAAAUAUAUUUUGUUUAAUAUACGUUAA
Ceratitis capitata (Mediterranean fruit fly) is the source of this 618-nucleotide messenger RNA. Its product is annotated as putative E3 ubiquitin-protein ligase UBR7. Gene Ontology annotation, molecular function: ubiquitin protein ligase activity; zinc ion binding. Lineage: Eukaryota; Metazoa; Arthropoda; Insecta; Diptera; Tephritidae. The coding region runs from base 1 to 417 and encodes 138 amino acids. The transcript has 3 exons. The record is from RefSeq and is a predicted model, not a curated record. Gene Ontology annotation, cellular component: cytoplasm.